Molecule: messenger RNA, 840 nt
Organism: Salpingoeca rosetta
Lineage: Eukaryota; Choanoflagellata; Craspedida; Salpingoecidae
Exons: 6
Coding region: 1-840 (279 amino acids)
Source: RefSeq, a predicted model, not a curated record
AUGCCGUGGGGAGAGGAUCUGUGGGAUCAGUUCCAAGCUGUGGAGAAGCACGCAGCACAAGGGAACGAGGCCACUGAGAACAUCAGGAACUUCAUUGCAAAGGUUGCUGAGGUGGAGCGGGAGUAUGCCACAAAGUUGGCCGCCGUGUGCAAGUCCUUUGGCGCCGUAGCAGAGCGCGACACCAACACCACGUUUGGUCACGCCUGGGGGACGCUUGUGGAUUCUGUGAACAACAUUGCCACGCACCAUGGCAACCUGUCCACGUCGCUCGCAGCAGAAGUGUGCCAACCGCUCAAGCAGCUGGUCAAGGAGAAGACCCAUGAGAAGGACGAGCACGCCAAGCACUACCACAAGAACGAAGCCAGCCUGCAGAAGGAGUUCCAAGCGUUUGAGAAGUCCAAGAAGGUGUACGACAAGAUUGACAAGGAGGCCGAGUCUGCCAAGGCCAGCUUUGAGAAGCUCGAGCGCAGCGAAUCUGCAAACCGCAAGAAGGUCGACCUGUCUCGCCGCGAAUACGCGAGCAAAGCGAAAGCGCGCGAGGAAGGGCAGCGCACGCUGGCCGAUGCCCUCGACAAGCUCAACCGCGCCCGCACCGCGCACUACUACACGGAGCAGCGUGAUGUCAUCAAUGCAGUGCAGGCCAUGGACGAGGCGCGAAACGAGGCAGCGGUCGGCAACAUGCUGCUCAUGACGGACCUGUACUUUGCCCUGCACAAGGAGGAGCACACCGCCCUCACGCGCGCAGCCGAUGCCUGCAAGCAAUUCAACAAGGACAGCGAUUCGCAGGAUCUGCAGCGAGCACUGGCCACGGGCAAACCUUUGCCAGGUACCGUUGCCUGA